Messenger RNA from Mobula hypostoma (lesser devil ray), 1497 nucleotides. It is a transcript of the gene duoxa, whose product is annotated as dual oxidase 2. Bases 1 to 984 code for a protein of 327 amino acids. The record is from RefSeq and is a predicted model, not a curated record. Gene Ontology annotation, cellular component: endoplasmic reticulum membrane. Gene Ontology annotation, biological process: protein transport. The transcript is spliced from 8 exons. Lineage: Eukaryota; Metazoa; Chordata; Chondrichthyes; Myliobatiformes; Myliobatidae.
AUGACUUUGUUCAAUGGGAUUUCUCCUUUCUACGUCCAAGAACAAACGGCGUUCAUCUUCGCCAUCACCUUGCUUGUGGUUAUCCUAGUCUUUUUGGUCCUUGCGGUGACCUUCCUUAUUAUUCUCCCCGGCAUCAGGGGCAGAGGGAGAAUCUAUUCGUUCUACAGAGCUAUUCUAAGCCUAUUCAUUGGUGUGAUAAUUGUGGUGGUCAACUUCACCAGCGACUGGGAAGAGGGGUAUGUUACAGUGAACACAACCUACAAGGCUUUCAGCAGUGAGAUAAUAAGGGCAAGAGUGGGUCUUCAAAUUGGACUGACAGGAAUCAAUGUGACUCUGAAAGGUCUUCCUGUGAACCAGCUGAAUGAAACCAUUGACUACAAUGAAAACUUCCAAUGGAAAUUUGAGUUGGAUUACGACAAGGAAAGUUACAGAGGGCUUGAGCGAGGGCUUCCAAAUCCAAUUUUGUAUAUUUCUGAAAAGUUUACAUCAAGGGCUCCCUGUAUUGUUAAUAUGCAGUACAGGUUCUCUGGGCAUUAUGCAACAGCUAUGAUGUGGGUAGCGUUUUGUUCCUGGGUCAUCUCCAAUAUUCUCUUUUCCAUGUCAACAAUUGUGUAUGGAGGGUACAUGACCCUGGUUACGUCUGCAUUCAUGAUGUUUGGAGUCAUUGCAUUUGCCACCACCCGCAAUGUUCCUCCAUGCCUCAUUCAUUUUGGCCCAGCAACUUUAAAGACCAGUCUGAGUGUUUCUUUCUGGUUGACAUUGGCAACUGCUUUGCUGUGCUUCAUUCUCGGAGUACUUGUGAUAGUUAUGCAUCACUUCAUCCCAGAGAAAGUGAGGGCAUUCUUCAUGCUGAAUGGAGAAGAUGAUGAUAUGGAUGAAGUGAGCAGUGGCAUCAUUAAUCAAUACUUCGUCGAUAAUUAUGCAGACUCUAUCUGUUUAAAGGAAACAAAGUUCAGUACUGAAGACAAGAACUUGAGUGUUUAAUCCUAAUGAUGAGCAUCCAUGGAACUGAGAGGCUUGGCACGCAGCCCCAAGCUCGUUCAGCAAUGUUAGCAGAUUCAUUUUGCAGAACUCAAGAAUGUCAUGUUGUUUUUGAUUUAUCAAACACAAAAGGGCCAUUUCUGGGAUUUUAUUUGUGAACUUAUAGCCAAGUAUUGUUAGCAAGGACUAUGCCGUCCAAAGUGAGCUCAAGUUUGAAAUCCUUGGGGAAGGCUUUAUAACCAGUGACUUGAAAUGCAAGCAACUUUUCUGCAACAUCAUGUGCUUGAGUGGCUGAAAGUACGAAACUGGAAAACCUUGAAUGUGCCAAAAGGAAGGAAUCAUUUACGUUACAAUUCAUUCAUUGAGAUGCAACUAAACUUGCCAAUAUGUUCAUCGUAUUACCCCCAGUCGGGCAAUAUGCCAAGGACCAUGAUGAACAGUACAUACAGGGCAAGUGCACUUCAAUUGUUGUUUUACAGUGAACGAUCAGCUCGAUGGUGAGAAUGUGGCAGCCGA